AUGGCGCUCUCUCCUGUCGUCACAACCACCUCGUCUGCUUCAAACCAGCCGCUCGAGAAUCUCCAGACGCUACGGCCCGUCUCUUCGCCUCUCAAGAACCUCGCAUCCGGCUCCGGCCAGACCUCAUCCAAUGGAACCCCAAAGCCCGCUCUCGCGCCCGCAGCCGCACCAACAAGCCAAACAUUGCCUCCGACGCUCGACCUUGCUGAGCAGAUGAAUGAGGAGGAGAAGCGCAAAUACGUCAAGGGCAAAAAGCUCGGUGAGGGUACCUAUGCCGUCGUAUUCCUCGGCCACCUCCGCUCCAACCCAGCGGCGCGCGUCGCCAUCAAGAAGAUCAAGGUGCAGAAAGAAUACACAGAGGGCAUGGCGCCCGACGCGGUGCGCGAACUGAAGCACCUGCAGGAGUUGCAGCAUCCAAACAUCAUCUCGCUCCUCUCCGUCUUCUCCUCCAAAGACCAGAACCUCAACCUAGUCCUCGAGUACCUCCCGCUCGGCGAUCUCGAAUUGCUCAUCCGCGACACCGACAACGUCCGCUACGGAGCCGCCGACAUCAAGGCCUGGAUGGGCAUGCUCACCCGCGCCGUGUGGUUCUGCCACGAGAACUUCGUCCUGCACCGCGAUAUCAAGCCCAACAACUUGCUCAUCGCCGCCGACGGCGAGGUCAAGCUUGCCGAUUUCGGUCUCGCGCGAAGCUUCGCCGACCCCCAUCGCCACAUGACUUCCAACGUCAUCACCCGCUGGUACCGACCGCCGGAACUGCUCUUCGGCGCUCGAUACUACAGCGGCGCGGUCGACGUCUGGUCGGUCGGAACCGUCUUCGCAGAGCUCAUCCUGCGCGCCCCAUACAUGCCCGGCAACAACGAGCUCGACCAGAUCAAGAUGAUCUGCGAGUCCAUCGGCACGCCCACAGAAGACAACUGGCCCGGCGUCACCCGGCUGCCAGAGUACACCGUGCCCGGCCAACAUCCCACGCGCGGGAGGGACUGGUACGAGAUGCGCUUCGGCAUCGUAGGCACCGACGGCGUCGAUCUGCUCAUUAAGACGCUCGCCCUGAACCCGCAAAAGCGCAUCACCGCGCGAGAGAUGCUCAAGCAUCGCUGGUGGCAUUCCGAGCCCAAGCCCACGCGCAAGGACGACCUACCCCGUAAAGACGUCGGCGCCGGAGAGGACAAGAUGGGCAUGGACCUGAAACGGCGUCCUGGAAUGGUGGCUGACGACGAUAGGGGCGCCAAGGUGGCCCGCAAGCUGGACUUUGGACAGAGGUAG
This is a messenger RNA of Trichoderma virens Gv29-8, 1266 nucleotides long. RefSeq lists its product as uncharacterized. Gene Ontology annotation, cellular component: transcription factor TFIIK complex; nucleus; transcription factor TFIIH holo complex. NCBI's taxonomy places the organism in Eukaryota, Fungi, Ascomycota, Sordariomycetes, Hypocreales, Hypocreaceae. The record is from RefSeq and is a predicted model, not a curated record. Gene Ontology annotation, molecular function: RNA polymerase II CTD heptapeptide repeat kinase activity; cyclin-dependent protein serine/threonine kinase activity; ATP binding. The coding region runs from base 1 to 1266 and encodes 421 amino acids. The transcript has a single exon. Gene Ontology annotation, biological process: positive regulation of transcription by RNA polymerase II; protein phosphorylation.